UUUCAAGAAAAAUGGCAAAUCUUGAAACAAAUUAUACAAAUAACAAUCUUUUUACCCCAAAAAAAGAUUCAACAAAUCUUGAAACUUCAAAAGUUCGUGUGAUCAUAAGGGUUCGUGGGCUAUUGCCAAAUGAGAUUCCUUCUAAAUCUUGUAUAUCAUCAUCAUCCAAAAAUUCAGAUGAAGAAGUUUCUGUGUGUCUUAAAGAUCCACAUUCUUGUCGGAAUGAAAGUUACAAUGUGGAUUCGUUUUAUGGACAAGAAGAAAAUGAUGGUAAGAGCAAUGUGAGGCAAAUUUUUGAAAGAGAAGUGAUGCCUUUAAUUCCUGGAGUAGUGAAUGGAUCUAAUGCUACUGUCUUUGCUUAUGGGGCUACCGGAAGCGGAAAGACUUUUACUAUGCAGGGAAGUGAUGAGCUGCCAGGUCUAAUGCCAAUGGCAGCAUCAACCAUCCUCUCUAUGUGUGAGAACACACAGAAAACUGUAGAAAUUUCAUACUAUGAGAUCUACCUAGAGAGGUGUUAUGAUCUUUUGGAUAGAGACAGAAAGGAAAUUACCAUAUUGGAUGAUAAAGAUGGACAUCCUCAUCCGGUUGGACUUUCCAAAGUCCUAAUCCAUUCUAUGAAUGAUUUCCAGCAGGCUUUCUUUCGUGGCGCACAGAGGCGAAAAGUUGCACAUACAUCUCUUAAUGAUGUCUCUAGCAGAAGUCAUGGGGUAUUAGUCAUUAAUGUUACAGAGGGUCCUGGGAGCACUUUGAUCGGGAAACUGAAUCUCAUCGAUUUAGCAGGCAAUGAAGAUAACAAAAGGAGUGGCAAUGAAGGUGUUCGACUUACUGAGAGUACAAAGAUCAAUCAAUCAUUGUUUGCACUGUCGCAAGUUAUAUAUGCACUUAACAACAACACUCGAAUUCCCUUUAGAGAUAGCAAGUUGACACGUAUUUUACAGGAUUCGCUAGGGGGAACAAGUCAUGCACUCAUGGUAGCUUGUCUGAAUCCAAGAGAGUAUGAACAGUCUGUUCAUACAGUUAGUUUAGCAGCAAGGUCACGCCGUAUCUCUAACUUUUGUCACUCAUCCCGGAAGCAUAAUACUCCUGAAAUUCAAGUUGACAUGGAAGCAAAGCUUCGUGCAUGGCUUGAAUCAAAAGGCAAGACUAAAAGUGCUAAGAGAAAGAAUCAAAGUCAAACACUCACACCAACUCCUCGUUCCGUAAGCUCUAUGAAGAAGUAUAGCACAUUCCAAAGCUCUGGAAAACCCAAAGCAGUUCACACUUUAGAACAAUAUGCACGAAAAGUUGAGAACGCGACAACACCCAUGUUCAAAGAGAGGAAAGUUCUGUCUCCGAUCAACUCCAAUGUAAAUAUUGACCCUGUGACUUCUCAGCAGCAAUCUUUUAUCGAUGACAAGACUCAAAACACUGUCACUCCACUCAACAAACUUAGAGCAAUGAGUUGUAAUUUGAAGAACACUCUUGCCCAAGAAUACGUUAACUUCCUAAACACAGCGGGAAAGUUGGAACUGAUGCAGCUGAAGGGAAUUGGAGAAAAGAUGGCUGACUACAUACUUGAGCUUAGAGAUGCAAGCCCAUUAGAAUCACUGAAUGAUUUGGAGAAGAUAGGUCUUUCAUCGAAGCAGGUUGGUAACAUGUUUGGAAGAACAGCCAAAGGGCUGUUUGAUUAACCAAGUGGAACGUAAUCAUGCUGUGUUCAUUUGUGUUCGUGUGGUAGAAAUUGUAGAUUGAAAUUGACCUAUUAGUUUGACUUGUAUGGUUCUCAUGUUGGCCUGUAACGGUUUCUUUUAAACAAUUCGGGUUGAGUUAUUAGAUUUGUCUGUAAAUUCACACUUGAGUGUCCGAGUAUUAUAUUUUGACCACAAAA
This is a messenger RNA of Erigeron canadensis, 1867 nucleotides long. Its product is annotated as kinesin-like protein KIN-10C. Bases 12 to 1670 code for a protein of 552 amino acids. Gene Ontology annotation, molecular function: ATP binding; microtubule binding; microtubule motor activity. Lineage: Eukaryota; Viridiplantae; Streptophyta; Magnoliopsida; Asterales; Asteraceae. The transcript is spliced from 11 exons. Gene Ontology annotation, biological process: mitotic spindle organization; microtubule-based movement. The record is from RefSeq and is a predicted model, not a curated record.